This is a messenger RNA of Bicyclus anynana (squinting bush brown), 2985 nucleotides long. RefSeq lists its product as uncharacterized. Bases 640 to 2202 code for a protein of 520 amino acids. The transcript has 2 exons. The record is from RefSeq and is a predicted model, not a curated record. NCBI's taxonomy places the organism in Eukaryota, Metazoa, Arthropoda, Insecta, Lepidoptera, Nymphalidae.
CGCCGAUGCCGGUCCCAAGCCCGGAUGCAAAAGGAGGAGGGUUUGCAGGAGUGACCAUACCUGCUGUAAAAGGGUCAACGCCGAACCCCAGGCGGCGGUUAAUAACCUGACAACACCAUGGCAACCAGUGGCCAAGAGGUCUAAAUCACCUCUAAAAGACUGAUCCAGAACGGUCAGGCCAGAGGACACACCCAACUCUGGCAGGGUGCCCAAAACCUUAUCCCUUGAUCCCUUAGUUAGGAACCUAAACCCUUACCCAGCCACUUCCUACCCUUUAUACGUCCCCAACUAUACAUUCACUGCUCACACUACACUCUACAAACUACACAUACGACUAAACCAUGAAGACGGAUUCAAAGAGACAAUUACUACCCCAGGGGGGUACCGGAAACGGACAAUCCUCCGCUGUAGCGACACCGCCGGUCACUGGAUUACCGGACGGGGGUGUGGCUACAGUCCGCCCUGCGUAUUCUGGGGGGGGGCGAGAACCCGCCUUGCGCAUUGCGCAACCAACGACUCGGCUAUGUAAAAAGGACAGAUGACCAAGCAAAAAACGAACCCACCACUAACCCAACUACCCUGACAGCACCCGACUUGCAACCAUGCCCGACCACAGCUAACAAGGACUCCGAUAUAAAUAUGACUUCAGUCGCGAUGGCCGUCCCUCCACCAGAUAUAAAAUCCGCUUGGGCCAACGUAGAAUCCAAGCACAAGCGGAAAAAACCUAAAAGGAAGAGAAACAAGACGGACUUACAGACUGCAUCCCCUUCAGGCACACGCCUAAGCGGGCAGACGUCGAAGACAGAAAGGACUACAACAGUGACAGGCAAGGCCCAGACGGGGGGCUUGUACGGACAAAGCGGCGAGCAGUCUGCACAACAGCGGCUGCCCCCCGCGGAGACUGUCGUCCCACGCCCAGGCACAAGCCGCAGCACUGCUGUAGUCCAGAAAAUCUCCGGCGAAAACCUUCCGGCGGAGCCUGCCAAACCAACAUUGGACGCUACAUGCGCAAACACCUCUGGCCAACGUCAGCAACACCCCGUCGCACCCCGGUGCAACAAACACUGGAGAGGGCGGAGCGGUGGUGGGGCUGACGAGGACAGAAACCCCAACCCGUCAAAUAGCCAGCCCAGUCUUAAACGGGGCAGGCUAGAUGACUCCAUUUCACCAAGGGGCCAGACAAAAAGAACCAAGACAAUCGGACAGACCAGAACGAGGGAGAGUUACGCAGGCGCGACCCAACAACAUCUGAGUGUCGCAAUCACCCUCGUUCCUAGGGCUGACAUGACGCAGACAGAGGCGAUGACUCUGCAAGAGCAAAUCCAGGAGGAGGUUUUCGAGGCUUGCCUUAGAGAUCCAAUUCCUGGAGUUCCUCUAACCCAUGCACCCACCUUCUCAGGAAAAGCCUUCCUCAGUGAAGGCGUCCUGAAAAUGUGGUGUGAAGACGACCAAGCCCUUCAAUGGUUGAACGCGGUCUUACCAAGGCUGAAUUCGCCAAGGGAGGGCUUCGAAAUUAAAAUAAUAAACCAGCGCGAAAUCACGAAGAGGGUGAAAGGAGCACUAUACGUGCCCAACUACCGGGGAGAUAUCGGCAAACUUCACAGGAUCCUCCUACGGCAGAACCCGAAGUAUGAUAUCGGCAGCUGGACCCUACAUAAUUUCAAAAGGUCGACAGGGAGACUUCCAGGUGUGUUCCUAAUACUAGGAAUACCCCAGGAAAAGAUCGACACCAUUGUGGACAACGACAGGAGGGUAGCCUAUUCCACUGGGACGAUAUAUCUCAAGUUCUUUGUUGGCGAAGAACUUAGUGAUAUACCGCCCAGUCAAGCUACCUCCACAAAACAGGACAAUACUGAGACAGACGCAGCCGCGAAGACAAUCACACAGACAGUUUGUGAAAAACUACCGGACUCUGUACAGGACGGACAUGACAGCGAUACGACGUGCCCUGGACCAAGUACCGCUCCCUCAACAAGUGGGAUGAAUUGGGAAGGAACGCGUCCCGAACCAAGCAUCACACCAUCAACAAGUGGGAUGCAAUGGGAAGAGACGCGCCCCGGACCAAGUAUCACACCCACUCUAGAGGGGUUGAAAUGGGAAAGGGCAUCAGGCACAGACGCAACUGAUUCAGACGACGACGACAUGGCGGACUCAGCUCCGCUGUAUACAUUACUGGAGAAAUGUGUCCCCCGGGACGCAUAAACUCCAUCAAUAUCCAUCUUCAGUAAUGUAGACAUAGUACAGGCCAACCUCCAGCAUAAGAUCCUUGCAACGGCUACUCUACGCAAACAACUGGAGGAGGGGGCCCAAACCAUAGUGCUGAUCCAAGAGCCGUGGGUCAGAGGAAACCGCAUAUGUGGUUUUGGCAACUGCAACGGUAAGUUUCUUUAUGACAGUAAACAAACUCCACCGAGAACUUGUAUUUAUAUACCUCGCUGUAUCACAGCGACAAUGCUAACACAAUUCUGUUUCAGAGACAUAACAACAAUAAGAAUACAAAGUGGCAUAGGACAACAAACCGGUGCUAGGACAAGACCACUAGUCUUGACAUCGUUAUAUCUACCCAUAGAAGAACAUAUACCACCAAAAGAGAUGACGGACCUCAUAAAAUACUGUGAGGACGAAAACACUGACCUCAUAAUUGGAGUAGACAGCAACGCACAUCACACCCUAUGGGGAUGCAACGAAAACAACAAAAGAGGUAUGACAGACAGUCCUCUGUGCAGAGCCUGCAUGGAGGAGGACGAGACACCGCUACACGUUAUGCUCAGUUGCAGAGGCGUAACGGAACAACGAGCAACCUACAUUGGCUCCUCAGCGACACUCCAUGAGGCUAUCGGCGACCUGGGCGGCCUGCUAAGCUUCUGGAGCGAGCUCGGCUGGAUGGAAUAAAUCCAGCGGGAACCUACACCGGAGGGACCCACGCACAACGGCCAAUCAAAUGGCUAAGUGCGGAAACGGCCCAGAAUAAAGAAGAAGAAGAAG